Anoplophora glabripennis (Asian longhorned beetle) is the source of this 3715-nucleotide messenger RNA. Its product is annotated as putative ankyrin repeat protein RF_0381. Gene Ontology annotation, molecular function: protein binding. The transcript has a single exon. NCBI's taxonomy places the organism in Eukaryota, Metazoa, Arthropoda, Insecta, Coleoptera, Cerambycidae. The coding region runs from base 888 to 3617 and encodes 909 amino acids. The record is from RefSeq and is a predicted model, not a curated record.
UAGCUGAGGAUAGAUUUUUACUAGAGGAAAUAAAAAUAUACUACACGUUGAAGAACGAUAAAUCCAAAACUCUGUGUAUCAAUCAUGAUGAUGAUAUCAAAGUACAGGAACGAGUCAUAGAAGCAUUUAAGUUACCCCAUUACACAUUUUUAUUAAUAAUUUGUCCUAAAAAUACAGGGAAGUUUAUAAUGACUGAAGUAAGUGAUAGACUAAGUGAAACCUUAAAUACGUACAAGCACAAGAAAAUCAUCUUAGUCAUCGAAUCCAUGAAUAAGUUGGAUCAACUGUUUGGAUUAAAUCAAAGCGACUGUGAGAUCGUUUUUGGAUCUGGAACUUUCGACGAUUUGUCUGAUGAAACUCGAGAAAGAUUACUAAACAAAAGAAAUAUAAUUUUCCAAGGGAGGAGUCUUAGUUUAGGAGAACUGUGUCCAAUGCGAGGAAAAGCCGAAGAGUUUGAGAAAGCUGCUAAUUUAUUCUUACAAAGGCUGAUCGGCGACAAGAAAAUUAAAGUGGGAGCAGGACUUGUCGAUUUUGAUGAAAGCGUUGCCCGUUUUUAUAUAAACCGUACGUUUAAGAGGGAGAUCGAGGGAAGUGGAGGGAAGACGAGAGUUGAUUAUUCAGAAGAAAACAUUUACGAUGUGGAUGAAAGAAUUACUUUAAUCGCCAAUACAGCCGGUAUGGGAAAGACUACAGUACUUACCCAUUUAGCAGACAUUAUUAGGGAACAACAUCCCCAUUUAUGAGUUAUAAAAAUUGGACUGAAUGAUUUUUCUGCUAUUUUGAAGGAUUUCUCGAAGAGAAAUUGGAGAACGAUAAACAUCUUGGACCUACUGAACUCUAAAAAUGCCACUAAAUUAACAAACAAGUUCGAAAACUUUGUUUUUGCAAUGGAAAAGAAAGUGGUCUUGAUGUUAGAUGGGGUGGACGAGAUUAGCCCCAAUUAUAUCGAUCUCAUAAUAAGUUUGCUCCUACAAUGCCGAGAAGCGUCUAAUUUUGCGAAGGUGUUCGUUACUACAAGGCUCCAUCUGGUGAGGGAGUUAGAAUCAAAAUUGCAGGUUACUUCCUUUACAAUGGAACCGUUUACGAAAGAAAAUCAAGUGGAUUUUCUUACCAGGUAUUGGACACAUUACCUAAAUUUAAGAGAAGAUAUCGAUAUAACGAAGUGUGAAAGGUACGCCACAACUCUAGUGAAUAAAAUGUCAUUGACUAACCUGAAUAACGGAAUAGAAGACCAUUUUGCUGCCAUACCUUUACAACUGAGGAUGCUAGCAGAGAUAUUUCAGGAAAGUAUAAAGUCGGACAAUUUCCUGGACUGGGAAGGAUGUAAGGAAUACUUACAAGCAGAUGAAGAGGAACCUAAUCUGCCGGAGAAAAUGAAUUUAGUGCAACUGUACGAUAUGUUUAUUAGCAAGAAACGAGACAUUUUCAUAGACAAAGAAAAUCCAAAUGGACACACAGCAGCUAUUCAGGCGUUAACCUAUCAGUUCAACGAGUGUCUUGAAUUUCACCGAUCACUCGCUUUGGAAAUUGUUCUCGACGAAAGAGAGCGUGAACUUUUUUCUUUUUACGGAACCAGCAAAGAUAUGGAUAUAAUAGCGUUAAAAAUGGGAAUUGUGCAAAAGACAUACGAGGAAUUUGAUUUUGUUUAUGAUGAUUUUAGUACAUCUGACAUCAACGAAUUUAAUUUCAUUCACAGAACACUGGCGGAAUAUUUUGUCGCGGAAAGCAUAGUAAGAGAACUUCAGUGUCAAAACCAAAAUGCUGAGUUUCAAAGAUUUUUGAUCGAGGAACUAUUUUACACGCAUACAUUUAACGUUGUUCUUACAUUUUUUGACAAUUUUCUGCAAAGAAUUUUGUACUUCCUGCCGCCUACUAUUUUCCAGAAUUAUCAGUCUCUUUCGUACGAGGUUCGCUUGAUUUCGAAAUACAAUCUUGAUUUAAUUCACCAACUGGCAAAAAAAGGCUGUGUAGCGGUUCUUCACCUUCUCUUGAAAUGCACAAAUUUUACAAUUGUUAGAGAUAAAGAAACUUUCAUAAACAGCAUUUACGACGUCGAUGUUCGCAUCAACAUUGAGAGGCGCAAUACAUUAAAUUGUUUACAAUUCUUGUUGAAACAAGGUGGACUUAACAUUAAAGAUUACCUUGGUAGAACGCCAUUGCACUUCGCUGCUAACAAGGGACAUUUAAAGAUGGUGAAGUUCUUAGUGGAACAGGGGGCAAAUAUUAAUAGUAGAAGCAAUAAAUGCGACACACCAAUUAUAGAAGCUGUUCAGAACGGCCACAUUAAUGUAACAAAAUAUUUACUGGAGCAAGCCUUGGACGAACCAAUCUUAACCGUCGAAAUAGAGAGACUAAACGAUUCCGAUAUAGCAACGUUUCUUUUGGAAAACGUUUUGUGGAAUAAUGGGUUACAUGUAGAAAAUACCAUGAUUCCAUACGUAGCAGCUUGCAUGGGCUAUUUAAAUGUUUUGAAAGUUUUGAUAGAUCGGGGAAUUGACGUCAACGGUAAAUUUGAAAAUGGCGAGACCUUAGUUUUUGGCGCUGCUCGUGGGGAACGAUUAAACGUAAUCAAAUAUUUGAUACAAAAAGGGGCAAAUAUCAACAGUAAAGAUGAUCGCGGUAGAACAGUGCUGCAUUUAGUUUCAAGGAAGUCCAGGGGUGUCCCAACUGCCAAGCUGUUAAUAGAAUUAGGAAUAGAUAUUCACAUAAAAAACAUGUUCGGGCAGACAGCACUAUAUGUCUCGGCUUUUCGUGGAGUUUUGGGCAUGGUGGAAUUACUAGUGAAGAAUGGCGCGAAUAUAAACAGCAAGGAUGAGUUUGGCGAGACAGCUCUGUACGCAGCUGCUUCUUGGGGUAGCUUGGACUGCGUCAAAUUCCUCUCAGAUAAUGGCGCGGCUAUCAAUGUCAGAGAUAGAAAGGGUAACACGACGAUACAUUUAGCUGCUAAACGGAAACGACUGGAAAUUGUAAAAUUUUUCGUUGCACGUGGAGUCGAUAUUAAUAUUAGAAACAAUUUUGGACAAACGGCUCUCCACGUAGCCGCUUCUGUAGCUGAUGAGGACACAGUUCAGUUCCUAGUGGGGUUAGGUAUGGACGUAAAUACCACAGACAACACCGGCCGUACGGCCCUGCACGUGGCCGUUGAAACAUUUUUGGCUAAUGUAGAGCAUACCAUCGAUGUAGACCUUCCUACCACGUAUGAAGAAGGAUACACGCGUCGGUAUUCAGAGUUUCAGUGGGUUCUAUCAAGUUUCAGGUUUCUUAUAGAUCAAGAUGCGGAUGUUAAUAUCAAGGACAAAAACGGGCGUACAGUGCUACAUCUAGCUGCAGAGAAGGGGCAGAUAGAUACCAUCAAAUUCCUUACUGACGUAGGUGCAGAUAUUGCCGCUAAAGACAAAGAGGGUCGUACGCCACUACAUUUAGCUGCCAAGGAAGGUCGUGACGUGGUACAACUUUUAAUCGAGCAAGGUGCAAAUAUUAGAAGCAGAGAUAAAAAAGGAGACACUCCAGCUGCAUUGGCUAAGAAGGCAGGCCAUUUUCAUCUAUUACAGUAUCUGAAGUCGAAAAACACAAAGCCGAAGUGUAUACGAAUUUUAGGCGUAGGGUGUUUGGAAUAGUACGAUAGAUGUUCUACGUUUUUUUACGUCAGUAUACUCCAGUCGAAUUAGAACCUGAAAGAAUUAUUAGUAGACAUUUUAUUGCACCGGGCAAGGGU